This is a messenger RNA of Salvia splendens (bonfire salvia), 1273 nucleotides long. Its product is annotated as RHOMBOID-like protein 2. The record is from RefSeq and is a predicted model, not a curated record. The transcript is spliced from 6 exons. Gene Ontology annotation, molecular function: serine-type endopeptidase activity. NCBI's taxonomy places the organism in Eukaryota, Viridiplantae, Streptophyta, Magnoliopsida, Lamiales, Lamiaceae. Gene Ontology annotation, biological process: proteolysis. Gene Ontology annotation, cellular component: membrane. Bases 29 to 1174 code for a protein of 381 amino acids.
UAAAUUUCAUCCAUUGACCGCUUCUCCGAUGGGAAGGACCCCGAUCGCCUCUUCGCCGGCGCCCGAGGCAGCGAUCCAAAUCCCGACCCGCCGGAGCGAGAAGCCCCGCCGAUCACGGCCGCCGCGCCCACCACCGCCGCCGCCAGAACCCUCCAAAUGGGUCGCCUGGCUGUCUCCCACCAUCAUCUUCAUCAACAUCGCCUUGUUUUUAGUGGCGAUGUAUCUCAACAAUUGCCCCUCCCACUCCCAUACAUGCAUUGGCGCCUCCUUCCUCGGCCGCUUCUCCUUCCAGGGCAUCCACGAGAACCCCUUGCUCGGCCCCUCCGCCACCACGCUAUUGGAAUUGGGCGCUAUGGAUGUUAAAAAGGUGGUGGAAGGCGGCGAGGCAUGGCGGCUGGUGACGUGUAUGUGGCUGCACGCCGGAGUAUUUCAUGUAUUGGCUAAUAUGCUGAGUUUUGUGUUUGUUGGGUUUCGGAUGGAGGAAGAGUUUGGAUUUGCCCGGCUUGGUGGGGUGUAUGUUAUAUCCGGAAUCGGUGGCAGUUUGGCCUCGUCUCUAUACGUUCGGACCACCAUUUCAGUUGGUGCCUCCGGUGCCCUCUUCGGGUUGCUCGGAGCAAUGCUCUCUGAACUCAUUAUCAAUUGGUCCAUAUACGAAAACAAGGUGCAAUCGCUGAUGAGUCUUCUGCUCAUCAUUCUCGUCAAUCUAGCCGUAGGAAUCCUCCCUCAUGUCGACAACUUUGCCCAUUUGGGCGGAUUCCUGACCGGGUUUAUGCUCGGAUUCGUGCUUAUGAUUCGGCCACAAUAUGGAUACAUCAACAAGAAAAAGAUGCCUGACUACAUAGCUUCCUCCGCGAAAUCCAAGUCCAAACCCAAGUACAAGCCGUCCCAGUGUAUCAUGCUCAUUGUGGCCCUCGUUAUAUUGAUAACAGGGUUUACUACUGGGCUGACAAUGCUGCUGAAAGGGGUAAAUGGGAAUGAUCAUUGCUCUUGGUGUCACUACUUGAGCUGUGUUCCUUCCCCGCUCUGGACUUGUCAAGCACGAUGCACGUCGAGCCAAUACGAGAAUCGAGUGCAGUUAACGUGUAUGCAGAACCGGAAAAGCCAGAUAUACACGCUGAACAAUGGCACCACGGCUGUACCAAUUCAGCAGCUCUGUGCUGAACUUUGCGGUUGAUCCAUAUAUAUAUGUUUGUAUUGUAAAUGCUUGUGAAUAUGGGAAAUCAUUUUCUCAUCAAAACCCACAUUCUCUAUCUCAGUGUAUAUUAACUGAUGC